Molecule: messenger RNA, 6193 nt
Organism: Amphiprion ocellaris (clown anemonefish)
Lineage: Eukaryota; Metazoa; Chordata; Actinopteri; Pomacentridae
Product: UDP-glucuronosyltransferase 2A2-like
Exons: 1
Coding region: 4140-5717 (525 amino acids)
Molecular function (GO): UDP-glycosyltransferase activity
Source: RefSeq, a predicted model, not a curated record
GAUGGUGGUUCACUUCUUACUAGGGUACACUGCCAUCGUAUCUUAAACUCCUAACCUGCUCCUGAGAAGAUUGUGUUCGAGAUCACAGAUCAGUGUGUAUUAAAACAGACCCUAUCGACCAAUCAGUUUUCCAUUAUCCAACCCUGGGGAGCUCUGUGCAAGCAGCUGAAAAAAUAUGGCUAAAACUGUCUUAUGCAUUAUUAAGAAUAUCACAGUGAAUGUACGAUCAGCAAAUUCAUCCUUCACAUAAUUAUUUUUUUUUUUGAAAAAUACUUAACCAUUUGAUUUUUAAAUAUACAGUUACAUCUGUAAUUUUGCUGUGUUGCAUAUCGAUAAUUUAGUUGAAGGUUGAGUAACAAACUCACAUCAAAGCAGUUUUUACAUAAUUAAAACUUUUCUCUGAUUUUGACUUAUGCGGCAGAAAUAAUAACAAGCCUAUUAAAACAAAGUUGGCACUUUGCUCUUUUUGCUAGCUUUUAUUCAUGGUUUUGGCUGCAGCAGUUGUGUUACUUUUUUGUGCAGUGGCUCAUACUGUGGCCUCAAGCUAGAAGAUCCAAGGUUCAAACCUUUCUGGAGCUGUUUUUGCUAUCCAUCCAUCCAUCCAUCCAUCCAUUAUCUAUACACCGCUUAAUCCUCACUAGGGUCGCGGGGGGGGGCUGGAGCCUAUCCCAGCUGACUCGGGCGAAGGCAGGGGACACCCUGGACAGGUCGCCAGUCUGUCGCAGGGCUACAUAUAUAGACAAACAAUCACUCUCACAUUCACACCUACGGGCAAUUUAGAGUAAUCAAUUAACCUCAGCAUAUUUUUGGACUGUGGGAGGAAGCCGGAGUACCCGGAGAAAACCCACGCAUGCACAGGGAGAACAUGCAAACUCCAUGCAGAAAGAUCCCGGGAAAGCCGGGACGCGAACCAGGGAUCUUCUUGCUGCAAGGCGAAAGUGCUAACCACUACGCCACUGUGCAGCCCCGCUGUUUUUGCUAACACAAAUAUUUCACCUAUGAGCAAAGGACACCAAAAACUUUGCUGUUGGCUGAAGGAGUGAAUACAAGAGUGUUCAUGCACUCCCAGCAUCUGAGGAACUGAAGAGGCAGCAAAUUAUUUUUAUUUGUGAUGUUAAUGUCACCACAAUAAGAGUAAAGUCCUUAGAUGUAUCAUGUUGUGCUAAUGUGGCUAAUGCUACCAUUACCUUUAAUCCCCAGAGGUCUGCUGAAACCAACACCGAGGGACAUUCAGAGAUAAUGGAAACUUAAAUUUGAACCAAAAAAGGACUCGGUGUGUUACUGUGAUUUCUUGUCCCUUGUGCUUCAGUGCAAUGCAAGCUCAGUCGAUGUUUCCAUUCUUUUCUUCUACUGUCUCUGUGCUCAAAAACUGCAUUUUAAUGUGGCUGAACUCUCAACAUAGCUGCUCUCAUUUACUUAUUUUUCUGUGUCUGUUGUCAGACAAUGUAACAAAUAUGAAAUAGUGACUGAAAUGCAGCCCAUUAAAACUACGUGAACCAGCAGUCACUUCAUAGCUGCAGUAUUUCCCCCGACUGUGGCUCUUCACUUCUAAACUACUGAUUUUAUGCCAGCAACAUUGUCUGACAAACUCACCAAACGCAUGUCAGCAAACCACUGUGCUGUGGAUUUGCCGUUUUCACAUCUAAAAUGAUCAUUCAGAGAGAAAGUUAGAAUCCUAAUCUCCCCAUGUCAGCAGUCACGUGGUCAGCUGUUUAUCUCUGCAAUGUCAAUUACACAAGCAGAGAGAGUUGUCCUGCUGGAGGGGGUGGGGACAGCAGGGGCUCACUGGUUUUUCAGAGCACAACAGCCCUAAACCCAGGGGUUAUAAAGCCCUGUUAAAUUUAACCAUCUUUGCAGUAUUGUGAGCUGAACAGUGAAAAUACACACUGUGGGAACAUGUGAGAUUUGCAUUAAUUAGGAGCAUAAUAUGGGACCUUUAAUUUCCUUGAUAUUCAUAUUUUAGCACAAACUGCAUGUUUAUCUACAAACUUGGCAUUUACUGAAAGCAUGUGUUGCUGUUAAAUCUCACAGCAGCAGCAGCAGCAUUUCAGUGGCUUCUACAAUUUUUUCAUGAUAGCUUGUUUGACUUCCUUUAACAUGAAUCAUCUGAGUAACAUAAACAUACAAGAGGUGGAGUCUGUCCCUCAGGGGGAUGCAUGGGUCACUGUGGGUGCAGAGAAACAGCUCCAGACAGUCAUUUUCGGUCAACGUGCAUGUUAUUAUCUUAAACUCUUUCAACCUUCAAUAUAAAGAUCCCACUGAGUUCUAUUCGUUGUUAACAGUCAAUGGGAGCUUGGGGGUAUCUGAUAAUAUGUCAACCCCUCAACAAACAAACAUCAGUCACAAAUGGUUUAUCAAUCAGUGGGAUAGAGAUGAGCUGCAUUGUGUAUUUGUGUUUCUGAAUGCAUGUUCCUGUGGGGUAUUGAUUGAAUCAGUGUUUCUCUUUUUUACAAAGCACAGUCUGUAUUAUUCUGUAUGGAACCUGAGGAAGCAGUUACUGGUAGAUGUGAAACAGAGGUAGACGUCUAAUUUUUGGCACUUAGUUUUAGGUGUACCUUUGGAUCCGGGUACUUUGCAUCUGGCUAGAAGUGAGGUUAACCUUUCUUCAAUUAUUAAUAUAUAAUAUUUCAUAUCAUACUUUAAUUCUCAUAUAAUGUUAAAUGUGAGCAUGGCCACGUUGAAGAAAUACUACAUUUUGGAGUUUGCCACACCAAGUGAGUCAACUUCCCUUAGAGGAGGGAACAAAGACAAGAAUUUAAUGUCACAAGUUCACCAGAACUGCAGGGGUGAGGCGACAAAAAGGAAAGAAAUCAGGAAGUGUUUAUUUUUCAGUCUCACUCAUUUGAAGGCAGCCCUGUACAAUCGUGCCUCCGCACUAUGAAGUUCAACAAAACUGGGAAUAUUUAAUUGGAAGUUACUUAUGUUAUAAUGUGGAAAAAUAGAUACAGUAUGUGCACAUAAUGUGUUCUUUUUUCUGUACUACAACCAAGCAACUCUGAUACAAAAAGCAUGCAACAGAUGUAUGCUAUCGAUCUUACUGGACAUUAUGCAACAUUCACUACUGUCCAGAAUUUUUUACUGAGUGCCUGUAUGAAUGUUUUAACUUGGUUGCCAUAGCUAACAUAUGGUGUUACAUUUGUGUUAUGUUUUUUCGAUGUUAUUGUUUUUCUGGUAUUAGUUAAUGAACAGAAAUCCAUAUUAUCUGUUUUUUUGUCUUUGCACUUUAGAUAUCAAUAGGUCUCACACACAAGGUGCCACUUCAUGUUAAAAAACGAAGGGUUUACUGACAGUAUAAAGGGAAAAAAAGUCCAAAUAUGGUGCAGACCACAUCUGUGUAGCCUUUAUAACAGACAGUAACUCUUUCCUGCUGAAGAUACUGCAUCUCUGGCUCGUUGUGACUGACGGUUCCUGUUAAGACAGGAAUCUCUUGCAACAAAUGUCUUGAGGGUGGGACAAAUGAAACCAGGAAGUGUUUUUUAGUUGCACUGGUGUGACUCCUCACUGUGUGGUUUGUUUUGUUUGGGUCUCUCUAACCCAAAGUUUAACCCAAGUUUAAUGACAUGAUUUCCAAGGAUACUUUCACUGUAAGCUUGAUUUUUAAUCACUUUUCUUUUAGUUUCUGAGGAACAAAACCAAUGUUCAGUGCUCUAACAUUUGUUUUUACCCUUUGCCAGCUACAGUUAUUAAGUGGAACAGAGACUUUAUGGAAUCAAAUCCAUUGUUGAAGGUUUAGACAUCUGAUCAAAAAGAAAAUGGUUGCAUGGGAUUUGUCAUGCAUACAGGGAUUAUGUGUAUUCCUAAAGGGAAGCUCUUAAAAUGUUCUUUUAUGCAGAUUGAACACAGUUACGGUUAUAAAAUCAUUUCUGCCCAGACAGACGGGGAUGUGAUACAGAAUGCAUGCAGAGCUCUUGGCACCAAGCAGCACUCUAAUUUCCUGAAAAGGGGCUCCAUGUGCUACAUACACGUGAGGACGGUCAGAAAGAAUUUUCCCAUACAAAUAAAGAGACAAUAGAAUAGAAAUCAUUUGCAGCUCUCUCUUUGAGGCAUCUGCUGUGCACACAUUUCCUCUGUAACUGGAGUAACAGCCAUCUUUUUCUGUGUGUUUUUUCUUCCAUGACACUAUUUGAAGAGAUCUGAGGAUGUUUUUGUUACUGGCUUGCAUCAUUUCUUUUCUGGCUCUCAUUACUCCAGCUGCUCAUGGUGGGAAAGUUCUGGUGUUUCCACAUGUCGGCAGCCACUGGGUGAACAUGCGGGUGCUUGUCGAGGAGCUGCAUUUGCGGGGGCACACUGUGACAGUCAUUCGAGCUGCAGACAGCUGGUACAUCAGUGAAACGUCUUCACAUUACAGUACAGUCACAGUGAACGUCAGUGGUGGUGGAAAUGAGGAAUUUUUUCAUCACUUUGUGUCUGAGGUUAUUAAAAUUAAAAGAAGCAAGGGCUCUGCGUGGGCUCGUUUUGCUUUAGACAUGGAGCUAAAAGACAAGUUUUUUGAAUUACACAAACAAAUCUGUGAAGUGGUUGUGUACAUGUUUGAAAAUAGAGAAUUAAUGAAGUCCUUUCAAGAAGCCAAGUAUGAUGUGGUUUUGACAGACCCGGCUAAUGGUGGAGGAGUGCUGCUGGCUCACUAUCUUGGCUUGCCAUUAGUUUUCAAUGCUCGGUGGACUGUGCAUGGCGAGGCCCAUUUCGCAAUCGCCCCUUCUCCACUUUCUUACGUCCCACUUCCACCUUCGGAGCUAACAGAUCAAAUGACUUUUCUUGAGCGGGUCAAAAACAUGGCUUUUUACACCAUGAGGAUGCAUCUGUACAAGCAGAUAGUCGGACCACAUUAUUCUGCUUUGACCAACCGCUACUUUGGCUCAGAUGUCGGCUACUUCUCUCUGUUCCAAGCUGCUGACCUGUGGCUCAUGAGAGUGGACUUUGUGUUUGAGUUCCCUCGUCCCACAAUGCCUAACGUUGUAUACAUGGGAGGGUUCCAGUGUAAACCUGCAAAACCUCUGCCUCAAAACUUGGAGGAAUUUGUGCAGAGUUCUGGAGAGCAUGGAGUCAUCAUCAUGUCUCUGGGGACUUUAAUUGCAGAGCUUCCUCAUGACUUAGCAGAUGAGAUCGCCGCAGCUUUUGCUAAACUUCCUCAGAAAGUCAUCUGGAGGUAUAAAGGCAGCAGACCAUCCACUCUGGGCCACAACACUUUACUAGUGGACUGGAUGCCUCAGAACGACCUUCUAGGACAUCCAAACAUUAAACUAUUUAUAAGUCAUGGGGGAACAAAUGGGAUAUAUGAGGCUAUAUAUCAUGGUGUUCCAAUUGUAGGCAUUCCCUUUGUAUUUGAUCAAGCAGACAACCUCUCCAGACUGAGAGCAAAGGGUGUUGCAAAUGUUUUGGAUAUUUCUGACUUGGACAAGAAAAUAUUUCUGGAGGCAAUACAGGACGUCCUUAAUGAGCCCUCUUACACAAUCAACAUGCAAAGACUUGCCAGCCUGCACAAAGAUCAGCCGAUGAAGCCGCUCGACCGUGCCCUCUUCUCGAUAGAGUUUGUUAUGAGACACAGAGGUGCAGCUCACCUGAGAACCGAGUCGUACAGAAUGCCCUGGUAUUCCUACUACUCUGUAGAUGUCCUAUUAUUUUUACUGGCAGUUGCACUACUUUCAGCGUUGUUUUUCAUUGGGUUAAUAUGGUUCUGUUUGAGAUUAUGUUUUAAAAGAAAACAGAAGUCUGACUAACUAGGAAACAGAUAAUUUUCAUUUUCGUUGAUAUAUAGUCAAACAUCUAUCAGUUUGGCUAAUAUUGAAAGAUGUUUUAAAUGUAUUUACAUUUGUCUCAUCUUUGGGUUUCCUGUGAGGUUUCUACUUAAAUGGUUCACAGAAAUGUAUCUGCUGUAAAGGGGGGAAAAAAGAAUCAGUUUGAUCACUUCAUUUAAAUUAAAGUAAUUUCAUUUAUGUAUUUGCAUGCAUCAGUUUACUUUUGUUUCUAAGAAAAUGAAAGCAGAAUUAUGAAAUAAUAAAAGAAGGACACACAUUUUAACUCCUAAAUGCUCUCUUGCAGUUCAUUUAAUUCCUAUUUUACUGUAUGCUACACUAUGAACUGUAUUGUGUCACACAGCACUUUCUUCUGUUAUUUUGCAUGUCCUCAGUUCAACCGUCCGAGUUCAUUCUGCAGAAUGAACUCGGACUAAUCAUACAGUUCUCUCUGAAAUGGU